AUGGCUCUCAAGGAGGGACUCAGGGCCUGGAAGAGAAUCUUCUGGCGGCAGAUCCUACUUGCACUUGGCCUCUUAGGCCUGUUUCUGUAUGGCCUCCCUAAAUUCAGGCAUCUGGAAGCCGUCAUCCCCAUGGGCGUCUGCCCUUCCGCCACAAUGGCCCUGCUGAGAGACAACUUCACAGGUGCCCUGCGUCCCUGGGCCCGGCCUGAAGUUCUGACCUGUACCCCCUGGGGGGCUCCCAUUAUUUGGGAUGGCACUUUCGACCCAGAUGUGGCCAAGCAAGAGGCUACACAGCAGAACCUCACCAUUGGGCUGACUGUCUUUGCUGUAGGCAGGUACCUGGAGAAGUACCUGGAGCGCUUCCUGGAGACGGCGGAGCAGCACUUCAUGGCGGGCCAGAGCGUGGUGUACUACGUGUUCACCGAGCGGCCGGGAGCGGUGCCCCGCGUGGCGCUGGGCCCGGGACGGCGGCUGCGCGUGGAGCGCGUGGCGCGCGAGCGGCGCUGGCAGGACGUGUCUAUGGCGCGCAUGCGCACGUUGCACGCGGCGCUGGGCGGGCAGCUGGGCCGCGAAGCGCACUUCGUGUUCUGCAUGGACGUGGACCAGCACUUUAGCGGCACCUUUGGGCCCGAGGCGCUGGCCGAGUUGGUGGCGCAGCUGCACUCCUGGCACUACCACUGGCCGCGGUGGCUGCUGCCCUUCGAGCGCGACGCGCAUUCGGCCGCCGUGAUGGCGCGGGGCGAGGGCGACUUCUACUACCACGCGGCGGUGUUCGGGGGCAGCGUGGCGGCGCUGCGCGACCUGACGGCGCACUGUGCGCGGGGCCUGGCCUGGGACCGCGCGCGCGGCCUGGAGGCGCGCUGGCACGACGAGAGCCACCUCAACAAGUUCUUCUGGCUGCACAAGCCCGCCAAGGUGCUGUCGCCCGAGUUCUGCUGGAGCCCGGACCUCGGCCCGCGGGCCGAGAUCCGCCGCCCACGACUGCUCUGGGCCCCCAAGGAGUACCGGCUGCUGCGGGACUAG
Molecule: messenger RNA, 1023 nt
Organism: Piliocolobus tephrosceles (Ugandan red Colobus)
Lineage: Eukaryota; Metazoa; Chordata; Mammalia; Primates; Cercopithecidae
Gene: A3GALT2
Product: alpha 1,3-galactosyltransferase 2
Exons: 5
Coding region: 1-1023 (340 amino acids)
Biological process (GO): carbohydrate metabolic process
Cellular component (GO): membrane; vesicle; Golgi apparatus
Molecular function (GO): hexosyltransferase activity
Source: RefSeq, a predicted model, not a curated record